This is a messenger RNA of Lecanosticta acicola, 912 nucleotides long. The record is from the annotation of a GenBank genome assembly. Lineage: Eukaryota; Fungi; Ascomycota; Dothideomycetes; Mycosphaerellales; Mycosphaerellaceae.
AUGGCCGAUACCGAGGACUUGGAAAGACUGGAGUCGGGCCUUCAUGAACUGGAGCCCAUGCCUACACACGAUGUAGCUUCUUCGAUCGAGGACAAGUCCUCCCACUACCAACCUACAACGACACGACCGGGGCUCUCGCAACAUUCCGCGAUAUGGUACUUGACGCGAAUCCAAAAGUACAGCAGUUAUGCCUUCUCCGCCUUCGCAACUAUGCACAUCACGAAUACCUCAAUCAUUCCGCUCGUAACGCGCUCCGUACCGGCCAGCGAACCGUACCUACUCCUUACUCGACCCUACUACCAAUCCCCGGCAGCUGAGCCCUUGAUGGUCAUCGUCCCGAUAUGGGCACACGUAAUAAGUGGUGUUGCGAUAAGAGUCUUGAGAAGGAAUCAGAAUGCAAAGAGAUAUGGAGAGGCACGUUCAAAGGAGAAUAAAGCUGCGUUCUUGACCAGAUUCUGGCCAAAAGUGAGCGGAACCUCUAAGCUCGGGUUCCUCCUCACGCCUUUGAUCGUUGGACAUAUGGCCAUCAACCGUCUCAUCCCAAAGAUGUACUCAGCGGGCGGUGGCAGCAAUGUCGGGCUGGACUAUGUAUCACACGCAUUUGCUCGGCAUCCUGCAAUCUCCUUUGCUGGCUUCUCGGCGUUGCUGGCUGUGGGAGGCUUCCAUAUCACGUGGGGAUGGGCGAAGUGGCUGGGCUGGACGCCGGACCAGGUCACUGAGAUGGGUUCUCGGAGAGAGCUCAGCAAGAAGAGGAGGUGGUAUAUCAUCAACGGCCUGUCAGCGCUCGUGACUGGUCUCUGGAUGGCAGGCAGCUUUGGCGUGAUUGCAAGAGGUGGUGCAGCGCCUGGAUGGGUGGGCCGACAGUAUGACGAGAUGUACCGGAUGAUUCCGAUUGUGGGCAAGUGGUUGUAA